UCUCGCGAGAACGUUCCGUUCCUGCGCAGUUCUCGCGCUGCAGCCCUGCUCCUGUCGCAACGGGAGCCUUCGAGAGCUUCUCCGCCCCCGCUACCGGCGCCUCCUCUGCUGCCGCGGAGCCGGAGCCGGCCUGAGCGGCGGAGGCUCGUCGUCUUCAGGGACCCAAGCACCCUCGUGGACGGUCGCCCGGCUUCGCCCGCCUGUCCGCGGCGCCCCGUCAGCCCACGCGGCUCGCCCUUUCCACGCGCCAACCCCGCCGGGGUCCGUGUGCAGUGUCGGCGGCCGGCCCUGGGCCCGAGCCCGAGCAGUAGCCGGCGCCAUGUCGGUGGUGGGCAUAGACCUGGGCUUUCAGAGCUGCUAUGUCGCUGUGGCCCGCGCCGGCGGCAUCGAGACGAUCGCUAACGAGUAUAGCGACCGCUGCACGCCGGCUUGUGUUUCUUUUGGUCCUAAGAAUCGUUCAGUUGGAGCAGCAGCUAAGAGCCAGGUUAUUUCCAAUGCCAAGAACACAGUUCAAGGCUUUAAAAGAUUUCAUGGGCGUGCAUUCUCUGAUCCAUUUGUGGAAGCAGAAAAAGCUAAUCUUGCGUAUGAUGUUGUGCAGUUGCCCACUGGAUUAACGGGCAUAAAGGUUACAUAUAUGGAAGAAGAGCGGAAUUUUACCACCGAGCAAGUGACUGCUAUGCUUUUGUCCAAACUGAAGGAGACAGCAGAAAGUGUUCUUAAGAAGCCUGUGGUAGACUGUGUUGUUUCAGUUCCUUGUUUCUAUACUGAUGCAGAACGCCGGUCAGUGAUGGAUGCCACACAGAUUGCUGGUCUCAAUUGCCUGCGGUUAAUGAAUGAAACAACUGCAGUUGCCCUUGCAUAUGGAAUCUAUAAACAAGAUCUUCCUGCCUUAGAGGAGAAACCAAGAAAUGUAGUUUUUGUAGACAUGGGACAUUCUGCCUAUCAAGUUUCCGUGUGUGCAUUUAAUAGAGGAAAACUGAAAGUUUUGGCGACAGCUUUUGAUACAACACUGGGAGGCAGAAAAUUUGAUGAGGUGUUAGUAAAUCACUUCUGUGAAGAAUUUGGAAAGAAAUACAAGCUAGACAUAAAAUCUAAAGUCCGUGCUUUAUUACGACUGUCUCAAGAGUGUGAGAAACUCAAGAAACUGAUGAGUGCGAAUGCUUCAGACCUCCCUUUGAGCAUUGAAUGUUUUAUGAAUGAUAUUGAUGUAUCCGGAACUAUGAAUAGAGGCAAAUUUCUGGAGAUGUGUGAUGAUCUCUUAGCAAGAGUGGAGCCACCACUUCGUAGUGUCUUGGAACAAUCCAAGUUAAAGAGAGAAGAUAUUUAUGCAGUGGAGAUAGUUGGUGGUGCCACACGAAUUCCUGCAGUGAAAGAGAAGAUCAGCAAAUUUUUUGGUAAAGAACUUAGUACAACAUUAAAUGCAGACGAAGCUGUCACUCGAGGCUGUGCGCUGCAGUGUGCAAUCUUAUCACCUGCUUUCAAAGUGAGAGAAUUUUCUAUCACUGAUGUCGUGGCAUAUCCAAUAUCUUUGAGAUGGAAUUCUCCUGCUGAAGAAGGGUCAAGUGACUGUGAAGUCUUCCCCAAAAAUCAUGCUGCUCCUUUCUCCAAAGUCCUCACCUUUUAUAGAAAGGAACCUUUCACUCUUGAGGCCUACUAUAGCUCUCCUCAGGAUUUGCCCUAUCCAGAUCCUGCUAUCGCUCAGUUUUCAGUUCAGAAAGUCACUCCACAGUCUGAUGGCUCCAGCUCAAAAGUGAAAGUCAAGGUUCGGGUAAAUAUCCAUGGCAUUUUCAGUGUGUCCAGUGCGUCCUUAGUAGAAGUGCACAAGUCCGAGGAAAAUGAGGAGCCGAUGGAGACUGAUCAGAAUGCAAAGGAAGAAGAGAAGAUGCAAGUGGACCAGGAGGAACCACACACUGAAGAGCAGCAGCCACAAACACCAGCAGAAAACAAGGUGGAGUCUGAGGAAAUGGAGACCUCUCAAGCUGGAUCAAAAGAUAAAAAGACGGACCAACCACCUCAAGCCAAGAAGGCAAAAGUGAAGACCAGCACUGUGGACCUGCCCAUCGAGAGCCAACUCCUGUGGCAGCUGGACCGAGAGAUGGUCGGCCUGUAUACAGAGAAUGAGGGUAAGAUGAUCAUGCAGGAUAAACUGGAGAAGGAACGGAACGAUGCCAAGAACGCGGUGGAAGAAUAUGUGUACGAGAUGAGAGACAAACUUAGUGGUGAAUAUGAGAAGUUUGUGAGUGAAGAUGAUCGUAAUAGUUUUACCUUAAAAUUAGAGGAUACUGAAAAUUGGUUGUAUGAAGAUGGAGAAGACCAACCAAAGCAAGUUUAUGUAGACAAAUUGGCUGAAUUAAAAAAUCUAGGUCAGCCUAUUAAGACACGGUUCCAGGAAUCUGAAGAAAGACCAAAAUUAUUUGAAGAACUAGGGAAGCAAAUCCAACAGUAUAUGAAAGUGAUCAGCUCUUUCAAAAACAAGGAGGACCAGUAUGAGCACUUGGAUGCCGCCGACAUGACGAAGGUAGAGAAGAGCACCAAUGAGGCGAUGGAGUGGAUGAAUAACAAGCUGAACCUGCAGAACAAGCAGAGCCUGACGCUGGAUCCAGUUGUCAAGACAAAGGAGAUUGAAGCUAAAAUUAAGGAGCUGACGAGUAUUUGCAGUCCUAUAAUUUCAAAGCCCAAACCCAAAGUGGAACCCCCAAAGGAGGAGCCAAAACAUGCUGAGCAGAAUGGACCAGUGGACGGCCAAGGAGAUAACCCAGGCCCCCAGGCGGCUGAGCAGGGUGCAGACACAGCUGUGCCUUCUGAUGCAGACAAGAAGCUUCCCGAGAUGGACAUUGAUUGAUUCCAACAUUUGUUUAUAUUAAAACAGACUAUUAUAAAGCUUUAAGUUGUCAACUUUGUUCUAAAUAUCAACUAGAGCAAGCAAAUACUGGAGAUUUCUUAGUUUUUAGGGGAUCUUGGGGGUGGGGUAUAGGUAAUGUACGGAGCAUUUUGACUUCUAAAUAGUUAGAUCCAGAGAUAGAGUGCACACUCUCUCUUUCUCUCUCUCUUCAUUAUGGUCCUGUUUAAGAGCUCAGCUAGUCUUUCUGAACGCCUGCCUUCCUCCUUUGUGUUUUAAUCAUGCUUCUACAAGAUGAAGUGUGUUGGGAAAGCUGAGCUCUAGCAAAAGCUUUGACAGCCACCAGGCAGGCUUUUCUUUAUACAUGACAGAAGCUCACAUUACGCUUGUAAAGUCUGAGUGGAGAUCACCACCAGCAUUCUCAUCCUGUAGCAGGUCUGUGGCUGGCACUUCCUCCAUUUCUGAGGGCCAGAGCCUGGGCAAGCAUGGAUUAACAUGGAGUGCAGAGCACAGCAGGGCCUGCUCUGAGGCCUCAUGGCUCUCCAUUCCCAGCUCUGUCUCCCUUCUCCCUCAGCAAGCAGUUAUAAAUGCCACAUGUCCUCUUCACUUAGAGCGAGCUUUAGCGAAUCAAGGGACUUGGAUGCAGUAGCUUCCCAUACUUCCCUAAAGUAAAUUUGCUAAUCCUGAAGCAUCGAAGUAUAGUUUUCCCUUCAGGUUAGGUUGUAGAGAACACGGUUGGGUGUGGGCUUGGCGAAUCUGAGCUAUCCAUCCUUGCUUAUUAUGGUGGAAAGAUUUGUACCCUGACCUGCUCAAGUGGGAGAUGAUGUGUGUAAAUUAGAGAAUUGGACAGAAGAAGAUGAGAGUUCAAGAUUCUUAGCUCAUUUGCCAUCACCUGUGUUACUGUUAAUAUGUGUCAUGAAUCUGCCAAUCUGUAUGUUACAACAGCUGACAGAUUGUAAGCGAUUGCAUCGAUUGCUCUGGAUGAGUCUGAAAUUAGUGUUGAGGUGCUCAAGGUCACAGGAAUGCCUCACUGUUGACUGCAGACAGUGUGGGCACUACACAUUUCCUGGGGCAAGUCUACAGGAAGGAGAUGUUCUGGAAACAAAGGGAUGCCUGCAGUAGAGGGCAGAGUUGGUUACCUGCCUUAGUUACAAGUGUUGGUGGUUAUGUUCUGGGUCUUUGUAAUCACUGAUCUCUGUAACAGAGCCUCUCUGUUCAUUUUUGCUUGUUGGAAAUAAGCUUAAAACCAUGCAUAGUUCAAUUCACUAUGCUUCUGUCUGUCUGCACAGAAAGUGCUGUAGCCCUCAAGUGUUCUAUAGGCAGUUGAUGGGAGAGGGGGGCAAGAAGUCAAGUAAGUGACUGGAUGCCCACUCAGCACAAGCCUGGAGCCCCAGGCCGGGUGUGUGCUUUGCUGAAGGAGUGCCUGCCGGUCCCGCUGGGAGGCCCAUAGCUGUUUCAAGUGCAGGCAGCAGGAUUAAGCCAACUCUUAUGCAACUUGACUGUCUUUAAUGACCAUUUCUCAUAAACAUUUGUGUGUGGGGGUGGGAGGGUUCGGGGGUUGGGGUGGGAAUGAAUUUGAAGUUUAAAGUUAAAGCUAGAAAUUAGAUGGUCUGCUUCUGCUGUCAAGACAGAUUGGAUUUAUGUGGAGGCAGGCCAGAGUGGCAACUGAUGACUUGUGUGCAGACAAGCAUUUAUCCAGGUUGCGUUACCCAAAUUGGUUUGUUAAAAACUCAAGGUCACAUUCUUACACUAAAAAACAGUAAACAUGAGACAAAGUUUAGGAAAAACUAAUAAAAGAAACCUGUCUUAACUCGAA
Peromyscus californicus insignis is the source of this 4655-nucleotide messenger RNA. RefSeq names its product heat shock protein family A (Hsp70) member 4 (gene Hspa4). Lineage: Eukaryota; Metazoa; Chordata; Mammalia; Rodentia; Cricetidae. The coding region runs from base 320 to 2842 and encodes 840 amino acids. Gene Ontology annotation, cellular component: cytosol; nucleus. The transcript is spliced from 19 exons. Gene Ontology annotation, molecular function: ATP-dependent protein folding chaperone; ATP binding. The record is from RefSeq and is a predicted model, not a curated record. Gene Ontology annotation, biological process: protein folding.